This is a messenger RNA of Dreissena polymorpha, 14434 nucleotides long. Its product is annotated as fibrocystin-L-like. The transcript has 53 exons. The record is from RefSeq and is a predicted model, not a curated record. Bases 152 to 13672 code for a protein of 4506 amino acids. Lineage: Eukaryota; Metazoa; Mollusca; Bivalvia; Myida; Dreissenidae.
AGAUCAGAGGCUGUAUUCUAUUUAUUUUUCAGGAUUUGCGGAUAAUCAAUUCAGUCAAACAGAUGAUCCAAAAGUUGGAAAUCGUGUUUAUCUCGUUGGAGAGUCAGGGACGGAAUUCGCUUGCCCUGUACACAGAGAUGGUACAACAGAGAUGCAGAUUAUGUGCUAUACACCAAAUGGAAUGCAAGAAGAGAACUACUAUGUGAGGGUUGUGGUCCAUGGACAGGCUGUCCCUGAUGGCUUCCUCUGCAAUGGCAGGCCAACAAGCAGUAGUUGUACAUACAAGCCUAGAGCAUCUGAAACUCCCACUGUAGAUUCUCUGUCUCCACACUCGGGAAUGCCAGGAACACUUGUAACAAUGACAGGGAAACUGAUAAGUGAUAGAUACGGAAGUAACCUAGCUAGUGCCACAAAUGGUAGAUCUACAAAACUUCUACGAGUGUAUGUGGGGCCUCAGGAUUGCCAACUGAAGGAGGGAGAUAACUUUUUUGGUUUGGCUCUGAACGGCGAGGACACAGAUCAUGGCUCUUUGACCUGCAAGUAUAAGGGAACCUCAGUCGGAUUCUAUAAUGCCAGUUUCAUUUUGGAAGCACCCUUUGGCAGAUCUCUGGCCAAUGCCCAAGUGUACAGGGUCUCCUACAAUGAUCAACUCUACAUGUACCAAUCAUAUACAAACAUCACUUCAAUCAGUCACUCCAGUGGAAGUACAGCGGGAGGUCUGGUACUCACAAUCCAUGGCAGUCACUUUGACAAUCGCCUUCCGUAUGUCCAACCCAGGGCAUACAUCGGAGACACUGUAUGUGAGGUGACCAAUGUGGAAGUAGACCAGUAUGUUGAGUGUCGAGUUGCUGCUGACCCUGGUAACAUGGCAACCAAGUUUUCCGGCAACAGGGGCAUUAACUUUGAAUACUGGACUGGCACCUCCAAGGCCAAUGCAGACAUUGACAGCAUCCUUACAAUGACCUCCUCUGAUGCCAACUACAAUGCUGAAUGGCUCGACGAAACCUACUUCUAUGAUGCGCAAGCUAGAGAUAACUACGUGAGCAGAAUGACGAUGUUUUUCACCGCCCCCCACAGUGGGGAGUAUUCCUUCUGGCUUCAUGCUGAUGACGCAGCAAGGCUGUUUGUUGAUGGCGUGUCUGAAGUGACAUCAUUGAACUCGUGGAGGGAGUCACGUAGGAUGACACUCAGUCAGGGUCAAAAGUACCUGUUGCAAGUUGUUCACAUUGAGAGCUUGGGCGACUCCUUCAUACACCUGAACGUGAAAUAUUUCGGCACAAAUUUCACAAGCGCAUGGACAGGGAAAGCAGAGCAAGAAAAACAGACCAUCUCUAUAACCUCCACUGUGGCGUAUGAUGUGCAGCAACUUGAAUUUUCUGAUUUUGCAAAUCAAUCACAUGUCCAAGAGGUGCAGACCUUGGUAAUAACAGCUGGAGAUGGGGAAUUUAGAAUUGGCCUUUUUGGUGUUUAUACAGAGCCUCUGUCACUGGACAUGGUUGACACAGAUAUAUCUGCUGCUCUAAGCAAGCUGCCAUGUUUUGGUAGUCAGGAGUCUGUUUUGGUAACCAGGCAGCAGACAGAAGUGCCAACAUACACAUUGCAGUUCAUCUCAAAACGAGGGGAUUUCCCAAAUGUGACACUCUUGGAGGUAAACAUGAACUCUAGCCUUGAAUAUUCUGUCAGUGAAGAUACAAAAGGGGAGCCAGAUGUUAAAUCUGUGGCCUUGACAUUUGAUGGAACGGUCAGCGAACCAUUUUCGAUAAGUGAUCUUAGCUUGUCACUGAUAAAUGGAGUUGUCACAAGGAUGUUUGAAGGCAAGUGCCCCAAGGCUUUUGAGGGUCCGGGAAAGGCAGCGUUCUAUGAGAGUUUUGAGACUGGUUCAGGACAGUACAGUGGACAAGUCACCAGGGAGAGUGAACCAUUCUGUGGUCGAUACUCACUGAAAAACCCAUACAGGAUCUUCAAGGUGGCAGCUGAUAAGCCUGGCAUAAUGCUGUCACAGUUUGGUAAACUGUGCCUUGCCUACAAGGGGUUUCUACAGCAGUAUGUGGGGGUGGUGAUAUCACUCAGAAAGGCCUCUGAUGGGCAAAUGGCCAACUACACAAAAUACUAUGAACAUACCUUCAAAACAGAUUCUGAUCAGGAAUCUACCACUUGGUAUUACACUUGCAAGGACAUUUAUGCGCUGGUUCACGACCAGUACCCUGCUGAUAUCGAGCACGCAGUCCGGGAGGUGUUUGUGUACAGUCAGAGCCCCCAUAAACCUGCCUAUGUUGAUGCUGUGUACAUCGGACGCGAGGAAAUAACGUCAGAUGAGGACGCACAUUUCCAACGUUUACCUCCUGCUAUGCCCAACGGGGCAGUUAUUGGAGAGGUCACUGUUACCGAGGUAACACCUUCCAAGUUCGAGGUGACAAUGAAGCCUUAUAAAUGUGGCUUUGACUUUCCACUGAUUGAGCUGGCUAAUGCACAGGUUACGGCUGGUAACAUGAGCAAAGGAAGCUCCAUGGCAACCAUGCAGCUUAGCAACAGCGGUGGACCUGGGGUGUUCAAGGUCACAAGGUCGUCACAGGCGUCUCCACCUGUCACUGGGGAGAUCGCUGUCACCUUUAAGGGGAAUAGCCGAACUGGUCUCAACGUAUCCCUUGGGGAGUAUGAAUUCCAGCGUGAGCUGGAGUCAGUCAAUGGUAUUGGCUCCCUGAAUGUGAAUAAGCAGGGAACCUGUGCCAAGUUUGACCUCAUUGUGACAUUCCUGUCUCUCGCUGGCGACCAACCAGAAAUGACUGUAACCUAUGGCAAUCUGAAUGGCGUAGAUGCUGCUGGUACCAUGACAACCAACACCAAUGGUGGGCUGAAUUAUGACCCCCUGAUGGGUGACCUAGUUUCUACCGUGCACUCUGACCCCCAGGUCCGUCUCUAUAUCAACGACAUGCCAACCAAGUGUGGUGGGGACUGCUCCUUCAACUGGGAUACCUCCUCCACCCCCACUGUGACUGGGGCAUCUCCCUCUUCAGGCACCUCAGCUCUGAGCACUGCACUAACAGUCACCGGCACAGGGUUCAUACCUACUGCUGGAAAGAACAAGGUCACCAUUGUGGGCAUAGAAUGCACAGUAACCAUGGCAACAGCGACCAGUAUCACAUGCAAUGUGGGUAAUGGUCCUGUAGGGGCCCAUCCAAUCAUUGUCAAUGUGGAGGGCAAAGGCAUAGCAAGGGGGCUUGUGGAGUUCACCUACACUGCAAAUAUCACUGGAAUAUCUCCUACCAUUGGUGGUCUUGGAGGAGGAAUAAUCCUUACCAUAGCAGGCUAUGGUUUCACAAACAACUCAGAUGUGACUGUAAAUGGAGCAACAUGUGAAGUACAGUCUGUAGUCCCUGAUGAAAUUCUAUGCAUUCUUCCCAACUCUGUAACAGCUGGAACAUUUGAUGUUGAGGUCACACAGGGUACCACAUUGACCCACUCUGGCUUCACCUACAACCUGACCUUGACCCCAGAAGUUCUCUCCAUUACUCCUUCAACCCUCUCUGGACAACGAGGAACGCUAAUGAUUUCUGGUAGUAAGUUUGGGCCCAGUCAGGGCACCGUCUACCUGGCAGACCAAGAGGCCACAGUUAUCUCAUGGAGUGACACGGAUAUCGCCAUAGAUGUGGAGGUAACAGUAGCUGGUGACCUCCCCCUGCUGAUAAUGAUAGACACUGGCCUGGCAGUAAAUAGUUCAAACAACAUUCCCCAAGUGACAGUGGACCUGAGGAUCACCAAUGUGUUCCCGCUGCAAGGCUCCAUUCAAGGGGGAACUACUCUGACCAUCACAGGCUCUGGGUUCGGUACCAACGACUCCCUCAUUGAGGUCAAUGUUGGGGACUUGCAGUGUGAUGUGACAUCAGUAACCAACACUCAGGUCUUGUGUGAUAUUGAACAAGGCGGGAGCAUUCAUCGUAUCACCAAUAAAGGAACAAGUCCAGCGUUUGGUGUCUUCUAUGCGUUUGACGAACCGUUCAUCACCAUUCAAGUUGGAGACUUUGUCCAUUGGUCUUGGGAGACGCCUGCCUUUGUGAGUAAUGUUGCACACGCUAUAAUCCAGGUGGACACCCCAAGCUCCAUUGUGGCAAAACCAGGCGGGUUUUCAAGCGGAACACCAACCAAAAAUGGUAACUUCCAGUACCAGUUCACCUUGGCUGGAACCUACUACGUGUGGAGCGGCUUUGUGGACGAGUGGGGCAUCAAAAAUUAUGUGGGAACAAUAGAAGUGGUACCAGCUGUGCCACGUCUUGUUCAGGUCAACAUGACACUUAACGGUGUAUCAGCACUUCACGAUAAGAAUGGAGCCUCGAACCCAACAGAUUCUUCAGAUUGUCAAUCCAUCACCUCUGCUAAAACAGCAUGCACUGACAGCGUUCCAAGUCGCGAUGCAGAAAAGUUUGAUUUUGCGUUCUUACCUUGUAGCACCCCUGUUGUGCAGUCAGUUGAUGUUAACAAUGGUACAGUUCAGACUGCGAUCACGAUAACUGGUGAGGGCUUUUCUACCAUCAACUGUCAAAAUGAGGUCAAAUUUGGAGGAUAUGAUUGUGUUGUCAUUUCAUCAAAUGAGUCAGAUAUUGUUUGUCAAAUGUCCAAGGAUGCUGCACCUGAGCUUGCAGUAUACCAUCAGCUGAGCCUUAGAGUUAAGAACAGAGGGAAGGCUCUCAUUGCACUCACGUCAGAUGUAAACAGAGGAUUUGCUCUGCUUCCAAAUAUCGAGAGUGUGUCACCUACAUCUGGAUCGAUGGCUGGUGGGGCUCUUCUCACUAUCACGGGGGCGGGGUUCUUGGAAAACCUGUACGUAACAAUCGAUGGAUAUCAGUGUCAAAUUGUUGAAUACUCAUACUCAGAAAUAAUUUGCAAGACUCCAGCUUCUGUCACUCAGGCUCAGAAGGACAUAAAAGUUGAAAUCAACGCCGGACAGCCUUUGCUGGCUGAAUGCCAAACAGCGGACGCAAUUUGUCGUUAUUCGUAUGCAACAAUUUGGACUCCCACUGCUGAGGCUAUCACUCCAAAUGCAAUGUCUGCCACAACAACCUUCACAAUAUCUGGCACAAAGUUUGGCACCAAUGUGUCUGCCAUUGAGGUGACAAUUGGUGGAGAAAUAGUUAAUGUUGAAAGUGUCGAAGAUGCAAACAUAAUAGUGUCCAUCGAUCACAUUCCUGCUGGUGAAAACGAUGUGGUUGUCAGAGUCAUGCAGCAUGGUGAAGCUCAAGGUAGUCUUACAGUCACAGGCACUCCAGUCGUUUCUACGGUAAUACCUUCAGUUGGUAGUAUCCAUGGCAACACAAGAAUAUCAAUUUCUGGAAGUGGCUUUGUUCAUGGGUCAACUGAGGUUCUGUUGGAUGGCGUUGCAUGUGAAAUUGUUACAAUAUCAUUGGCGGAGGUUGUUUGCACAACACCAGCGCAUACUGCAGCAACAGUAAAUGUAGCAGUAACAUCAAACGGACAAAGUUUCCCAACUGCAAGUUUUGCAUAUUCUACAAGUUCCACACCAACAAUAGCCUCUAUCAGCCCUGUGAUGGGACUGCCUGGCGAUAGUUUGGUCAUAUCAGGCUCCAACUUGGACGGUUCCAGUGUUGAUGUGAUGCUGGGCCCUACAGAAUGCACGAUAAUCUCAAAAUCAGCCUCACAGAUUACAUGUACUGUGGGAACUCACGAGACGGGAUCAGUGCCUGUCAGCGUGUUUGUUGAGGGCCUCGGGUCGUCUAACUCGAACAUUACCUUUCAGUUCCAGCUUACAUUGACCUCUGCAUUGCCAACCACAGGUGGAACAGCUGGUGGGCAAAGUCUAGUUCUUACUGGUACUGGUUUCUCUGAGAGUGCCAGUGUCACAGUGUGUGGUGUAACCUGUCCACGGAUCACAUCAACCACUACACAGUUUACAUGUAGAACUCCACCUAACACUGCUCAGACAUGUGGCAUAAGUAUAACAUUCAAUGGACUCUCCAAAACUCUACCAAGCUCAUACACCUAUGAUGCCAGUUUAACACCCACCAUAUCCGGUGUGACUCCUAGACGUGGCGGCACAGGGGGAGGUGUCAAUAUCACCAUUUCUGGAUCAGGGUUCGGGUCUUCAGUUCCCGCCACAAGUGUGUCAAUUGAUGGAGCUGCUUGCACACCAACAAGCGUCUCUGAUACACAGAUCCAGUGCCAGACUGGGGCCCAUUCUGGGUCGGUAGAUUCCAAGGUUGAAGUUCAAAUAUCUGGAAAUGGGAUAGCUGAAGAGUCGUCAGCGGGUGAUGCAGACUUCACUUAUAUCGACGUGUGGUCAUCCCCAUUCUCCUGGGGUGGUGGGCCCCUUCCCCAGACUGGAGAGUUUGUUGUGAUCCCUGCCGGACAGACCCUUCUACUGGAUACUGACACACCUGUGCUUGCUUUUCUACUGAUUCGAGGUGGUAAGCUGAUCUUUGACAACAAGAAAAUGGAGUUGCAGUCACAGGUCAUCAUGAUCACAGAUGGUGGUCUACUCCAAGUGGGAACUGAAGAGGAACCGUUCCAGCACAAGGCAAUCAUCACGCUUCAUGGACAUAGCCGAAACAAGGAACUGCCAAUAUAUGGAACAAAAGUACUCGCUGUUAGAAACGGGACACUUGACCUCCAUGGUAUUGAAGUACCACUAACCUGGACCAGACUUGCAUCGACUGCCAAUGCUGGUGCAAACUCUAUCACCCUUAUGCACCCAGUUGAAUGGAAUGUCGGGGAUGAAAUCGUUAUCGCAUCCACGGGUCACAGGCAUACUCAGCGAGAAAACGAGAAAAGAACGAUCCACUCAGUAUCAGGUGAUAAACAAACAUUGACGUUGACAGAGGCUUUAGAAUAUGAGCAUGUCAGUACGCAGGAGAUGUUUGAUGGGACUCUGGUUGAGUUCCGUGCAGAAGUCGGCCUGCUUACACACAAUGUGGUUGUCAGGGGAAACGAAGAUCCGCAGUGGCAGGAGGAGAUCAAGGCUUGUCCAGCUGGCUUUGAUACCGGAGAAUUCGCCGUUCAGACUUGUUUCCAGGGACGGUUUGGGGAUGAAAUUGGGUCCAGUCAGUUUGGUGCCAUGAUACUUGUUCAUGCUCCAGUCAUAGAUACACACGAAGCCAAAGCCAGACUCUCAUACGUAGAGGUGUACUUUGCCGGUCAAGCAUUUAGACUUGGUCGAUAUCCCGUACAUUUCCACAUGAAUGGAGACAUGUCCACGAGCUACGUCAGGGGACUCGGAAUUCACAAGACCUUCAACAGAGCGGUCAACAUUCACGGAACGCACAAUACUAUGGUGGAAAAGAACGUAAUUUUUGAUGUAAUGGGUGGUGCAAUGUUUCUUGAAGAUGGUGUCGAGACAGGAAAUACAUUCCAGUAUAACCUGGCCGUGUUUGUUCGAGAGAGUUCCAGUCUGCUCAACGAUGACGUAACUCCAGCCUCGUUUUGGGUGACAAACCCUAACAACACGAUUCAGCACAAUGCUGCGGCAGGAGGCACACACUUCGGGUACUGGUAUAGAAUGCACAGUCACCCCGAUGGACCGUCAUUCACCACCUCUGUCUGCCCACAAAACACAGAACUUGGCAUCUUCUAUAAUAACUCUGCCCAUUCCUUCGGAUGGUUUGGUCUGUGGGUAUUUGAGCACUAUUUCCCCAAGAAGGGUGGAUGUGGUGGCACUGAAGUAGCUCCAGCCGUGUUUGAACGUUUCUUCUCCUGGAAUAACGACAAAGGUGCAGAGGCUGUUAAUGUUGGUGCUCUCCAAUUUAAAGACUUUGUCCUCGUGCAAAACAGGCUGGCUGGUUACGAAGGGAAACUGAUAUCUGGUCUCCCUGGAUACGGUGAAAGCAGCUCUAUGGUGAAAGACUCUUUAAUUGUGGGUACCACAACAGUCAUUCCUAAUGAUGAACAAGGUUGCACAAGUGGUGGAGUGGUAUUUCCAUAUGGACGUGGAUUUAGACUGGUAAACGUCCGUUUUGUCAAUUUUGCUGACUCAUCCUGUGCUGCUAUGAGAUGGACCCGUAUCACGGGCACCUGCAGCUUCCUGUGCGGAGGGUUCAUCUAUCAUACUGAGGCACUAAAGUUUGUUAACGCACCAAACAAAGCAAUCUACGCCUGGGAUUGGGAAGGAAUAAUACUCGAUAAGGAUGGAACAGCAACUGGAAAAGCGGCUGGCAACUGGACCAUUCUUCCCACCACUGGCACCGUGCCAAGUGACUGUGAAAAUACUGCAGCUUUCAGCAUCGGGCAGCCAGCAAGCAUGUGUCCACCGCAACACAAGUGGCACAGAUAUGCCUUCAAAGACCCUUUGCCCAAAUCACUAGAAGGGAAAAAUUUUACCAUUGAAAACCAGUAUGGUAUCACUCAAGUUCAGUUUGCCAAGAAGCGUAUCACCCACAAGCCAGGUUGGAUGUGUGCACUGUUGAGCAAAGCCAGCUACAAAUUCAGCUUUCAGAAUGGUGAGCAGAUAAAGAACAUCAGUUGGGUUGGAAGGUUUGAUGAUCUUGAAGGUGAGGAUUAUAUUGUGACAAGAACGGCAAUGGCCCAACUUCCGGACCGAUUGUCAAUAGAUGGCGGAAAUUCCUUCAUUAACAUGACGGUCGGUUUGAACCCAGCAACAGCCAAACAUGGGGACUGGGAAUGGGAUAACGACAAUGAUGAAAUUAAAUUUGUUGUACAUGCCCAAAAACGCAGCAGGCGUGCUGUGGACCUUGCCCAAGCAGAGCGAUCUGUCAGUUUCACUGCUUUCAAAUGCUAUUAUGCUAACUGCAUCCCCCCUCCUGACCCAAACACUGUUCCCCCGGCAACAGUGCGGCCUGCAGAGUUCGACUACUGGGACGAUACCACCAUCUGGAACACCACUGACGAUGGCUAUUUGGUCAACAUCGGCGGAAAUGCUGGGAUUCCUCAAGACUUUGAUAAUGUGAAAAUAGCAUUUGAAAGGUGGAUGAUUGUCAACAUAACUUCAAUAAUCAAACUUGGAACAUUACUCCUUGAAGGUGUACUAGAGUUUUACAGCAUGCCAGAUGCAGUUUACCAGAUUGAAGCAGAUUUCAUAAUUAUCCGUGGUGGGCGCCUGAUUAUCGGCUGGCCUGAUGAACCUUUCCAAGGUCUUGCCACCAUCACACUGCGUGGCAACCACUCCAGCCCUACUUUUGAUGCAGGGACAGGGCCAGCCUUAGGCUCCAAGGCCAUUGGUGUAUUUGGAGGCCUUGACCUGUUUGGGAAGGAGGUUGGUACGACAUGGACCCAGCUGGCACUCACAGCUGAGGCAGGAGAGGACACCAUCAUGCUAGCCCAGCCUGUCGAGUGGUCUGUUGGGGACAACAUCGUUAUUGGACCGACCAGUUACAACCCUUGGGAAACAGAGGCAUUCCAAAUAACGAGCGUGGCCGACAACAAUAUGAAUUUGACAUUGAAUGAUACUCUAAAAUACCGACAUGUUGCCCACUAUGAGCUGCUGAACAGUGGUCAUGAGAUAGAUGUGGGUGCGGGAGUAGGCCUUCUGUCACACAACAUCAAGGUGAUUGGCGAAGACUACGAGGAUAUGUACGAGGAAUCCUUCGGAGCUCGAAUACUUGUAGGACUGGUUGUACACGAAGGACGUUCUUACUCAGGAUAUGCUCGACUUUCCAAUGUUGAGUUCUACCACACUGGGCAGGAAGGAUUUACUGAGGAAUACGACCCCAGGUUCUCAGUGGCUUACGUUGCCGUGGGAACCGUUAGCAACGUGAAGCCUUCCAAGGUCACUAAGUGCUCGUUUCACAACGGCUUCAACACUGCUGUAGGCGCAUUUGGUAUUGGCGGUCUUGACAUUUCUGAGAAUGUCGUCUAUGGAACAGUGGGAAAUGGUCUUGCUACGAGUUCAGAUGAUACCAGUAUCCUAAACAACUUCAUCACUCUUGUGAUAGCCACAGCAAGCUAUCAGGACCGAUUUGAAGAGUUCAAUCCAAGGUGGGAGGCGGGAAUAGAAGCUAGUGAUGCUCAGGACUUAGUUCUCCAAGGGAACCUAGUCUCUGGGGCUGAGAGACUUGCCUAUCACGUGAAACCAGUGUCAUGCAAUGACACAUCAGGUAGAUAUCAAAACAACAAGGCAUUCGCCAACCUUCUUGGUGUGGUGGUGCUUCCUGCAGAUGAAUUGCCUGAAGAUGCGGUGGAUUGCGUCAUGCUCAGUAACUUCACAGUUUGGAAGAGUCACGAUAUUGGUAUCUACUACCAGAAUAGUCUGAGUUACAAAGCUGUGGGAAAUGUACUCAUUGAGAAUACCAAUGGACUGUUUUCUAUAAUCAACGGUCCAAGUGCUUCAUCCCAUGCGUUUGAAAAUAAAAGGAUAAAUGUAGAAGAAAACCUUUUUGUUGGACAGACAAGUUCGUUCAAUUGUUCCAUCGAUGUGACGCCGCCAGUUGAUGCCAAUAUUGUAUUGAGUGAAAAUGCACGAGCAACUAGGGCGCCAGGUGGAGGAAUGAUUGGUUUUGUAUUCCCUCAGAUGUUGUCAGCCCCGAAUGGUGCACCAUUAAAACCCUUUACUGGUAUCAAGAGUUAUAACGCCAUUGGUGGGUUGCUAGUGGCCAAGAAAAACACUUUUGCCAAGUAUGGUAACCUAGGAUGUACGUCCGAAGGAAAUUUUGCUAUAGCAACCAGUCAGAGCAAUGACGAUGGCCAACACCCUGUUGAGAUUUCAGAGUCACAAAUGGAGGACAUUAAAGAGGAUAACAAAAUAAUUAUCCACAGACCAAAUAUUGGCUUGAUUAACUCCGCAGACUGUGUGGACAUGGAUUGUGAUGCCUUGAAAAAGGCCCUAUUCAAGGAUCUUGACGGAACAUUCCUGGGGUCCGUCGGUUCAGUAAUCUCCCAGUCUGAGUUCGAGUGGAAUGGAGACCCUAGAAGGGGCCUUGGUGACUACAGAAUCCCCAAGGAAAUGGUGACACGCCUGGAUGGAUCUAGGAUCCCAUAUGAUCUUAUGAUGCCAAACAAAGGUAUUCUUCGAAACAACAACUGUACGUACCGCCCCAGCUGGCAGUCAUAUCAGUGUGAAAACGACAUAGACCACGAAAUGCUCAUCAUUGAAAGCAUGGACUCGGACACAGAGACACGGCGCCUCUCUCCUGUGGCCGUGCUGGGUAAAGGAUACAUUGACCUCAUUAACGGACCACAGGACCACGGCUGGUGUAGCGGUUACACCUGUCGCAAACGACUGUCAACAUUCAUGGCCAUCGUUGCAACAGGUGAAGACUUUUUGAUGCACUUCACAAGUACAACACCGGAGAAGAUGAGAUACAGGCUUCUGAAUGUGGGGCCAAAUGAAGGUGUAAAACUCACUGUCUGGUAUUCACGCCCAAACAGACUGGACCUGUUUGUUGACGGUGUGUAUAAGAUGGCUACAAAUGCGCACAUUGAUGGUAAUGGACGAUACAUCAUAAAGAUGCCUACAGGUAACGAAUACGAACCUAUGAUAGUGAAUGGAACUGGAACCAACUUUUUUGACAAAGACCGGGGUGAGCUUACCUUCAUCAUUCAGGGCCCUCAGAGAAUAGAUGUGGUCUCCCAGCAAACUGUCAUCGUUUCAUUCUCCAUUCCCGCUCUAACCGUGGAGGAAUUUUAUUUCGGAGCUAAUAUUAUAGAGAACAUUGCAGCCUUCUUGAACAUUCCUCUCACAAAGGUCCGCAUUGUCAAUGUUGUCAGUGCCUCCUCUGCAAAUGGGCGACGCAAGAGGUCGUCAGAUGGAAUUAUAGUGGAGUUUGAAAUCGGCAAUGAGCCUGUUACAAACAUCAAUGACACAGCACCAGAUGGCAUAACAUAUGAGAAUCUCCUCGCCUUCACCACUGCCCUGGUCAAUGAAUGUCAGUUGGGGAAUGUGUCUCAGACCUUGAAUGUGUCUGGAUCCUGCGAAUCCAUCCAGCUGCCAUCCACUGACCCAGCUAUUGGGACCAUAGUGUACAACACGCCAACCCCAGACCAUCUGUUCUUCCAGACCAGUCUAAAGGCCACGUAUGAAGGGGCACUAUUGUCAAGACAGCCCAGGAUUCAAGUCGCUACAAUCAAUGACAUAGUUAUCACUGAGCUGGGUACCACACAGAGUCCAUGGACCAUGGAAGUCAGCAUACGGCCUGGAACCGGUCAUCCCAACGCCCAACUUCUGGGAACACUUAAUGUCACCGCAGAAAAUGGCUGGUUUAACUUCUCAGACCUGGCCAUCACACAUAUGGGCUCUGACUAUGUGCUGGAUUUUAAGAUAAUCUCGCCUGUUGAGGCUGAGAAUUUCUCGCUCGCUGCAGAGGAAUUCAGUGUUGCAGCCAAGCCUCUGGAGGUACACGUGGUCUCCAUGACAGCGGGAACCAUCGUGGAGGAUGUACCGUUUGAUGUCACCCUCGGCUUGAGAGAUGAAGUAUCGGGUGAUCUCCUGCAAGAUCUAUACUGGAGGGAUCACCAAUGGACAGUCGAAGUAAGCAUGCUGGCCACUUCACAAUACACUGACCUUGAGGGUGCCAUGGCAACGACCUUUGACCCUUUCUCAGGUCAGGCAUCAUUCCCUAACCUUACAAUGACAGGGUUUGGUGUCUACUAUCUGCAGUUCCGUGUUGUAUCAGAUCCAGCGGACUUUGACUUGACCCUUGACCUUAAGUUGGAGGUCAUGAGUGCCAAUCAUGCUGGUGUAACGCCUGAAGAUGACAAAGAAGUGAAGGUGAAAUUUGAGGCAGACUUCAAAACUGUGCUGCCCACAGAGGCAAAGCAGAGGGAGUUUGAACAGAUGAUCCUUAACGAGUUUGCCCACAUGUGGCCUGAUGUCAUGUUGUCUUCUGGAAACGUGUAUGAAGGAAGCAUAGUUGUUUCCUUUGUGAUUGCUGGUAACGUCAGCACAAUCAACACGACUGCAUACGCCCUAUGUGAGAGCAUCCACAACAAAACUGAGUACAGUUUCAACGGCAACAAUCUUGAACUUGCACCCUACCUGACUGUCAAUGGGGAGACAUUGUAUGGAGUCAAAUGUGGAGAAAUACCGGAGUCUCCUGUGAAAGAAAGCAUGGCGCCCUGGCUGAUUGCAGUUAUCGUUCUGAGCUGUUUGGUUGCCAUAGCAAUAGUGGUGGUUCUUGUGUGGGUGUGCUGCAUCAAGCCCAAGAACAAAACUAACGACGUUUUCAAAGGCACGCUGUACCCAAGCGGGAAGCCAGAGGAAAACACACUGUUCAAGGACGACACAUUCACCAGCAUGGACUUCAGCAAGGGGACACCACCCUCAGCCACCAAUCUGACCCCGCUGACAAGUGAUCAACGCCCUCUCUCAGCAUUCUCAUUGAACAUGCCUGGCCCUGAGCAACCGAUGCCAGCCAAGACGGCGUUCCAAGGAUUUCAUGGUUACAUGGCCACCUUGUCUCCACCACCAUCCGCUAAUGGAUCGGCCCUCUAUCUGGAUCCACGCGAACACUCUGCUGUGAGCCGACGUAGAAGCCCCAGUCCAUCGCGAGGUUCGGGCUCCCCCAUGCUGCAUGGAUCCUCUCCCUCUGACGGUGGUAGUCCCCUGCCACCUGUGGGAAGGGACCUGUACCACGGUGACUACAUCACCAGCCCUAUGCCUCGCUCAGUGAGCCCACACCUUCCCUCGCCGAGUCCGGUGCCGAGUCCAGUGCCCUCUCUGAAAGGGAUGGUGAAAGUUAGUCCGGCACCCAUUCGAACCCGUGACUUCAUAUAUUAGACCUUUUUCGAUCUGUAUCUUUUGUGUGUAAUAUAUGACUUACUCUCUACUGCAAUUCAGUUAGGGAUAAUGAAUUUUCUGUGAUAAUAAUAUUCUUAUAAAAUAACAGUACAAUUAGGUUUAAUCCGCAUGACAUUGUUUUGAAUUGUAUGAUCUUCUUGCUUCUGUAAUGCAAAAGGAUCAUACUGAUUGUCUUUUUUGUGGCAUAUGUAGUAAUAUUUACAAUGUCUUUUAAUGUGAAUCUCUACUACAACAAAUAAAUAACUAAACAAUUGCACUUGUAAACAUGACCAAUGAACAAAUAUAACGCAAUCUUGCAUGGAUUUAAUAUGACGCAAUCUUGCGUUUAUUUUAUAUGACACAAUCCUGCAUGGACUUGUAUGGACUGCCUUGGUAGACAUAAUCUUAACAUGCAGUUGUCUACUACCAAACAUACUUGUUUACUUAUAAAGUUAUUUUGGAAGAUUAUUCACAUACCACACACAAACUUUCAAACUCAGUUUAACCUUACCAAAUUUGGACUUAUGCAAAUGUACUUCAUUUUAUUGUGUGGUAUGUGAUGUCUAUGUGUUUGAAACACUGUAUGAUUUGUAUUAAUUGUCUUAAUUGUUGCACAUCUAAAAUGCGCAAUGAAGAGUAUUUCUGUGAUAUAAUCUUAAGUCUGUGAUUUAUAUGUAUUACUUGCAUUUGUUUUAUUAAUAUCUUAUCUUAUACAACUCUGUCCUAUUUUUAUUAUGUCAGCAAUAAACUUUACGAACAAUC